Molecule: messenger RNA, 1551 nt
Organism: Micromonas commoda
Lineage: Eukaryota; Viridiplantae; Chlorophyta; Mamiellophyceae; Mamiellales; Mamiellaceae
Exons: 1
Coding region: 1-1551 (516 amino acids)
Source: RefSeq, a predicted model, not a curated record
AUGCUGCGACGGGGCGGGAGGGAGCUCGCGCGCGCCAUCGCCGGCGUCGUGGACGCGCGUUCCGGCGCCGUAUCGCGCGCCGGAGACGCGCUCCAGCGGCUCCACGCCGCUCGGGGUUCGCGAUCUUCAUCGCCCCGCGACGUCCACGGCUCCACGGCGCUCCUCUCGUCCUCGUCCGAUGCGUCGGGCGGGUCGUCCCCGCGGAUGGACGUGUGGCGCGCGUGGAUGGGGUACGGCGAAGGCGAGCGCGGGCGUCGCGACGACGGCACCCACCCGGCGGGCGCGCUCGCGCGCGGGCACCGACGGCUCCGACGCACCCACGCCCCGCGCGCCACCUGGGACCCCGAGCGCGUCUUCAACGACCUCAUCAUCAAGCACUCGAGACGAACCGAGUCCCUCCUCGCGCUCAUCGGCGGCACGCACGAGGACGCGUGGGAGAUCGUCACCUUCGAGAACGACGACGCGAAGGCGGAUGACCACGACGCGAUGCCCGUGAAGCGCGAGUGGCGUCCCGUCAACGUAGCCACCGCGGCGAACCGGCUCGUCAACGUGAGCCUAAAAGCGUCGCGCGCGUCCAAGGAACCGUCUGACCGGCUCGGCGCGGCGCUCACAGUUCUCCGAGACGAACGGUACGCCACGCUGGUCGGGAUGAUCGCGUCGACCGUCGACGAGUUCGGGCCGGUGGAGACGGCGACGACGCUCAAGGCGCUGGCGUGCAUGCAGAUGUACGCCGACAACGCGAGGGUGACGUCUCCGCAUCAGACGCUCUCGAGAUCGUCGAGGCAACCGUCCGCGAAGAAAAAGGAGAACGAGGAUGGGGAGGAGACGAACGACGCGCGGGUCGACCUUCACCUCGCGGAGGGUCUCGCGCGCGCGGUCACACGCAACGCGCACCGCAUGCACGCGAGACUGCUCGCGCUGACCCUCCCCGCGCUCCGCUUCCUCCCCGGCGUGUCCAAAUUGAUCGACGCCGAGACCCAUUCGACGCUGGCGCGGGCGGCGAAGGUGGCGGCGCGCUCGGGCGCGCUCGGCGCGGUCGAGGCGGCGAACGUCGCCUACGCGAUGACCCGGAUCCCGCCCCUCCUUCGCGUGGUGAACGAACCGACAAACCGCACGAAGGGGGGGGAAGAAGCAGAAGGAGGAGGAGAAGAAGAAGCCAGCUGUGCCGCGGCGCUCGCGGCGAGAAUCGCGGAGACGGCGGGGGACAUGGACCGACGGUGCGUGGCGCUCUCGUUGGAUUCGAUCACGCGGCUGCGGCUGGGUGGUGACGACGGGGGGAACGGCGAGCCGAGUCACCUACUAAGGACGCUGCGCGAGGCGCUCGGGGCGGCGGUGGCGAGGGUGGAGCUCGAGGUGACGCCGCAACGGAGGCUGGGGUCGGGGACGGAAUGGGAGCGGAUGCGCGCCGGGUUACGCAGGCUGGGUCUCGAGCCACCUGGGCGGUGGGAAACGUGGCCGGCCGGCGGCGGGCGGCGGGGUGGACGGAGAGGGGUGGACGGAGAGGAAGCGGGCGAAGGAGGGCGGUCGAAGGAGGGCGCCGAAAACGAGUGA